AUGCGCAUGUACCUCAUGCCAAACAACCCCGAGCGGACGACCCUCGUGUCUGUAAACGGCAACGUGCACUACAAGGUGACGACAUCGCGCGCGCACUGCCUCGCGCCGCGCGUCCUCCACAUCCGCCGUCCCACCGACUGCGAGCGCGAGGGAUACGUCGCCGAGGUCGUCUGGCGCCGACUGGGCGGGCACCCGGUCGUGCGGAGCAACAUGUUCGAUGGUCGGCCGCUCGAAUUAGGGCUCCGCGAGUUCCUCUAUCAGACCAAUUCGUCGAACAUGGCGCGUAAUUUCCUGGGAAAUGACGGGCAAGAGUAUCGGUGGAAGUUGCAUCAGGGCGGCGGGCUUGCUCUCAUUCACUGCAGCUCGAAGUGCGAGGUUGCGCGGUACACCUUCGACAGGGUCCGAGAGGGCGUUUUCAAGAAGGAGGACAAGUGGUGCCUCUGGAUAGGGCCGACGACGCUGGACAUCGACAUGGUUGUCUUCACCUUCCUGAUCAUGGAGAAGUGGCGGCGAGACCGCCUCGCGGCCGAAAACCCGAAGGGCAAGAUCGCCGAGGAGGUCUCAGAGGGUGGCUGCGAGAGCGGGGGCAGCUGA
Messenger RNA from Epithele typhae, 594 nucleotides. RefSeq lists its product as uncharacterized. NCBI's taxonomy places the organism in Eukaryota, Fungi, Basidiomycota, Agaricomycetes, Polyporales, Epitheliaceae. The record is from RefSeq and is a predicted model, not a curated record. The coding region runs from base 1 to 594 and encodes 197 amino acids. The transcript is spliced from 3 exons.